Messenger RNA from Oldenlandia corymbosa var. corymbosa, 7122 nucleotides. The record is from the annotation of a GenBank genome assembly. Lineage: Eukaryota; Viridiplantae; Streptophyta; Magnoliopsida; Gentianales; Rubiaceae.
AUGUGGAGUGGGAAUCCACAAGAUAUGUGGGGGAACACUGGUGCGGAUGUUAAUAUGGGGAAUGUGGCGCCUCCGCCCCCGGGGAUACCACCACCGGCGCCGUUAAUGCCGCCUGGAACUAGUGGAGCUCCGGGAGCUGUUGGUCCUCCGCCUCUCCCUCCACCGCCUUCGUAUACUGUUUUGCCAACUGAGGCGCAGCUGGAGGAGAAAGCGAGGAAGUGGAUGCAACUUAACUCGAAGCGGUAUAGUGAUAAGAGGAAGUUUGGAUUUGUUGAAACACAGAAAGAAGAUAUGCCGCCCGAGCAUGUGAGGAAGAUUAUUAGAGAUCAUGGUGAUAUGUCAUCCAAGAAGUAUCGUCAUGAUAAGCGUGUAUAUUUGGGAGCAUUGAAGUUUGUUCCUCAUGCUGUUUACAAACUUCUUGAGAACAUGCCAAUGCCUUGGGAGCAGGUCCGGGAUGUGAAGGUGCUGUACCAUAUUACUGGUGCCAUAACGUUUGUCAACGAAAUACCAUGGGUUGUUGAACCUAUAUAUUUAGCACAGUGGGGUACCAUGUGGAUUAUGAUGCGUAGGGAGAAGAGGGAUCGGCGCCAUUUCAAGAGAAUGCGGUUCCCGCCUUUCGAUGAUGAGGAACCUCCGCUUGAUUAUGCUGAUAACAUUUUAGAUGUGGAUCCUUUAGAGCCGAUUCAGUUAGAGCUGGAUGAGGAAGAAGAUUCUGCUGUAUACACUUGGUUUUAUGAUCAUAAGCCUCUAGUAAAAACUAAGCUUAUUAAUGGACCAAGUUACAGGAAAUGGCAUUUGUCUCUCCCGAUUAUGGCAACUCUUCAUCGCCUUGCUGGACAGCUUCUGUCGGAUCUAAUUGAUCGCAAUUACUUCUACUUAUUUGAUAUGGAGUCCUUUUUUACUGCCAAAGCACUCAACAUGUGCAUUCCUGGUGGCCCAAAGUUCGAGCCAUUGUAUCGAGACAUGGAGAAAGGAGAUGAAGACUGGAAUGAGUUUAAUGAUAUUAACAAGCUCAUAAUUAGGUCACCCCUAAGGACAGAAUACAGAAUUGCUUUCCCUCAUCUGUAUAACAAUAGACCCCGAAAGGUUAAGCUUGGAGUUUACCAUACCCCGAUGGUAAUGUACAUAAAGACCGAGGAUCCAGAUCUACCUGCCUUUUAUUAUGAUCCUCUUAUUCACCCUAUCACCAGCACCGGUAAGGAUAGGCGGGAGAAAAAACAGUUGGAAGAGGAUGAUGAUGACGACUUCUCUUUGCCUGAAGGGGUUGAGCCGCUACUCAAAAGUACUCCUCUCUAUACUGAUACCACCGCUGCUGGUAUUUCCCUUCUGUUUGCUCCACGCCCUUUUAACAUGAGAUCUGGUCGCAUGCGGCGUGCUGAAGAUAUACCUCUUGUGUCUGAGUGGUACAAGGAACACUGUCCUCCAUCAUAUCCUGUCAAAGUUCGGGUGAGUUAUCAGAAACUUCUCAAAUGCUUUGUUCUGAAUGAGCUGCAUCACAGGCCGCCCAAGGCUCAAAAAAAGAAACAUCUGUUCCGGUCUCUUGCAGCGACCAAGUUCUUCCAAACUACAGAACUUGAUUGGGCUGAAGCUGGUUUACAAGUUUGUAAACAGGGAUACAAUAUGCUGAAUCUGCUGAUUCACAGGAAGAAUUUGAACUACUUACAUCUGGACUACAAUUUUAAUCUAAAGCCUGUGAAGACACUGACUACCAAGGAGAGAAAAAAGUCCCGUUUUGGUAAUGCCUUUCAUCUAUGUCGUGAGAUACUGCGUUUGACAAAGCUUGUGGUUGAUGCUAACAUCCAGUUCCGUUUGGGAAAUGUCGAUGCGUUUCAGUUGGCCGAUGGGCUGCAAUAUAUUUUUUCACAUGUUGGGCAGUUGACUGGAAUGUACAGAUACAAAUACAGGCUUAUGCGGCAGAUAAGAAUGUGUAAGGACUUGAAGCACUUGAUUUACUAUCGAUUUAAUACUGGGCCUGUUGGGAAAGGACCUGGAUGUGGUUUCUGGGCUCCCAUGUGGAGAGUAUGGUUGUUCUUCCUCCGCGGAAUUGUUCCUCUUCUUGAAAGAUGGUUGGGCAAUUUACUGGCACGACAGUUUGAGGGACGUCAUUCCAAAGGGGUUGCUAAAACUGUAACAAAGCAACGUGUUGAAAGUCACUUUGAUUUGGAGCUUCGUGCUGCUGUAAUGCAUGAUGUUCUUGAUGCUAUGCCAGAAGGUAUUAAGCAGAACAAGGCUAGAACAAUCUUGCAACACUUGAGCGAAGCAUGGCGUUGUUGGAAAGCUAAUAUCCCAUGGAAAGUCCCUGGUUUGCCUGUUCCAAUUGAGAACAUGAUUCUUCGUUAUGUCAAGUCGAAAGCUGACUGGUGGACGAAUGUGGCUCAUUACAAUCGUGAACGUAUACGAAGAGGUGCAACUGUGGAUAAAACUGUUUGUCGGAAGAACCUAGGAAGGUUGACGCGGCUUUGGCUGAAAGCGGAGCAAGAGCGUCAACACAAUUAUCUGAAAGAUGGUCCAUAUGUGACCCCAGAAGAAGCUGUAGCUAUUUAUACUACCACUGUGCAUUGGUUGGAAUCUAGAAAGUUCACUCCUAUCCCAUUUCCUCCUCUUUCAUACAAGCAUGAUACAAAACUUCUUAUCCUUGCACUUGAAAGGUUGAAGGAGUCAUACAGUGUGGCGGUGCGGUUAAAUCAGCUACAGCGAGAAGAGUUAGGUCUCAUUGAGCAAGCUUACGAUAAUCCUCACGAGGCUCUCUCACGUAUUAAGCGUCAUCUUCUCACCCAACGUCAGUUCAAAGAAGUUGGCAUUGAGUUCAUGGAUUUGUAUAGCUAUUUGAUACCUGUUUAUGAGAUUGAACCUCUUGAAAAGAUCACAGAUGCUUAUCUGGAUCAGUAUCUAUGGUAUGAAGGUGACAAGCGACAUCUGUUUCCAAAUUGGAUAAAGCCAGCAGAUUCAGAGCCACCUCCUUUACUCGUCUAUAAAUGGUGCCAGGGCAUAAAUAACUUGCAAGAUAUAUGGGACACUAGUGAAGGGCAGUGUGUUGUGAUGCUCCAAACGAAGUUCGAGAAAUUUUUUGAGAAGAUCGAUUUGACCAUGCUUAACAGGCUUCUUCGGCUUGUGCUUGAUCAUAACAUUGCGGAUUAUGUCACGGCCAAGAACAAUGUUGUGCUCUCUUACAAGGACAUGAGUCAUACGAAUUCUUAUGGUCUAAUCCGUGGACUGCAGUUUGCUUCUUUUGUGGUGCAGUAUUAUGGACUGGUCCUGGAUCUUUUGAUUCUUGGUUUGACUCGAGCUAGUGAGAUUGCAGGUCCACCACAGAUGCCAAAUGAGUUCAUCACUUACUGGGACACUAAAGUUGAAACCAGACACCCUAUAAGGUUGUACUCAAGGUACAUUGAUAAGGUGCAUAUAUUGUUCCGCUUCACUCACGAGGAAGCAAGGGAUCUCAUCCAGCGAUAUCUUACUGAGCAUCCUGAUCCGAACAAUGAGAAUAUGGUUGGCUAUAACAACAAGAAGUGCUGGCCCCGAGAUGCUCGGAUGAGGCUAAUGAAACAUGAUGUCAACCUUGGGAGAAGUGUGUUUUGGGAUAUGAAGAAUCGUCUUCCCAGAAGUAUAACAACAUUGGAAUGGGAGAACAGCUUUGUUUCUGUGUACAGUAAGGACAAUCCCAACUUGCUUUUUAGUAUGUGCGGGUUUGAGGUUCGUAUUCUACCGAAGAUAAGAAUGACUCAGGAGGCAUUCAGUAAUACAAGAGAUGGCGUGUGGAACUUGCAGAACGAGCAAACAAAAGAGCGUACUGCUGUUGCUUUCUUACGUGUUGAUGAUGAGCAUAUGAAAGUGUUUGAGAAUCGUGUUAGGCAGAUUCUUAUGUCAUCAGGUUCUACUACAUUCACCAAGAUUGUCAACAAAUGGAAUACAGCUUUAAUAGGCCUCAUGACGUAUUUCCGUGAAGCUACUGUUCAUACACAGGAAUUGUUAGACUUAUUGGUAAAAUGCGAAAACAAAAUCCAAACCCGAAUCAAGAUUGGAUUGAACUCGAAAAUGCCAAGCAGGUUUCCCCCUGUUAUAUUUUACACUCCGAAAGAAAUUGGUGGGUUGGGAAUGCUAUCAAUGGGUCACAUUCUUAUUCCACAGAGUGAUCUACGCUAUAGUCAGCAGACAGAUGUUGGUGUCACACAUUUUAGGAGUGGUAUGAGUCACGAGGAAGAUCAGUUGAUUCCAAAUCUUUAUCGCUACAUACAGCCUUGGGAGAGUGAGUUCAUUGACUCCCAAAGAGUUUGGGCUGAAUAUGCAUUAAAAAGACAAGAAGCUCAGGCACAGAAUCGGCGGUUGACUCUUGAAGACCUUGAGGAUUCAUGGGACCGUGGGAUUCCUAGGAUCAACACGUUGUUCCAGAAGGACAGGCACACCCUUGCAUAUGACAAAGGAUGGAGAGUGAGAACAGAUUUUAAGCAAUAUCAAGUUUUGAAGCAGAACCCAUUCUGGUGGACCCACCAGAGGCAUGAUGGAAAGCUAUGGAACUUGAACAAUUAUAGAACUGAUGUUAUUCAAGCGCUAGGGGGAGUCGAAGGAAUAUUGGAGCAUACCUUAUUUAAGGGGACAUAUUUUCCUACAUGGGAGGGUCUUUUCUGGGAGAAGGCAUCUGGCUUUGAGGAAUCCAUGAAAUAUAAGAAGCUGACUAAUGCACAGAGAUCUGGGCUCAACCAGAUUCCGAAUCGUAGAUUUACACUGUGGUGGUCUCCUACCAUUAAUCGGGCCAAUGUCUAUGUUGGUUUCCAAGUACAGCUGGAUCUGACGGGAAUUUUUAUGCAUGGAAAGAUACCAACUCUCAAGAUAUCUCUGAUACAAAUAUUCCGAGCCCACUUGUGGCAGAAGAUUCAUGAGAGUGUUGUCAUGGAUCUUUGCCAGGUCUUGGAUCAAGAACUUGAUGCUCUAGAAAUUGAGACCGUGCAGAAGGAAACUAUCCAUCCCAGGAAAAGUUAUAAGAUGAACAGUUCGUGUGCUGAUAUACUCCUGUUUGCUGCUCAUCGAUGGCCCAUGUCAAAGCCUAGUCUUGUUGCUGAGUCAAAGGAUGUGUUUGAUCAGAAAGCUAGCAACAAGUACUGGAUAGAUGUUCAGCUUCGUUGGGGUGAUUAUGACUCCCAUGAUAUUGAACGUUACACAAGGGCGAAAUUCAUGGAUUAUACAACAGACAACAUGUCUAUAUAUCCUUCCCCUACAGGGGUGAUGAUUGGACUCGAUCUUGCUUACAACUUGCAUUCUGCCUUUGGUAACUGGUUCCCUGGCUCAAAACCAUUGCUUGCGCAAGCCAUGAACAAGAUAAUGAAGUCAAACCCUGCUUUGUAUGUGCUCAGGGAAAGAAUAAGGAAAGGCUUGCAGCUUUAUUCAUCAGAGCCAACAGAGCCUUACCUCUCCUCCCAAAAUUAUGGGGAAAUUUUCAGCAAUCAAAUCAUCUGGUUUGUUGAUGACACUAAUGUUUAUCGGGUCACUAUCCACAAAACUUUUGAGGGGAACCUCACGACAAAGCCUAUUAAUGGUGCAAUUUUCAUCUUCAACCCGAGAACUGGCCAGUUGUUUUUGAAGGUGAUUCACACUAGUGUUUGGGCUGGACAAAAGCGUCUUGGCCAGUUGGCCAAGUGGAAAACAGCUGAAGAAGUUGCUGCCUUGGUGCGCUCAUUACCAGUCGAAGAACAGCCAAAACAGAUUAUCGUUACACGCAAGGGAAUGUUGGAUCCAUUGGAGGUACACUUACUGGACUUCCCGAAUAUUGUUAUAAAGGGGAGUGAGCUUCAAUUGCCUUUCCAGGCUUGUUUGAAGAUUGAGAAGUUCGGGGAUCUGAUAUUGAAGGCAACUGAACCCCAGAUGGUCUUAUUUAACAUAUAUGAUGACUGGCUGAAAAGUAUCUCAUCGUAUACUGCCUUCUCGAGAUUAAUUCUAAUCCUGCGUGCACUUCAUGUGAACAAUGAGAAGGCAAAAAUGUUACUGAAGCCUGACAAGACAAUUGUCACUGAACCACAUCAUAUCUGGCCUUCUCUGACAGAUGAUCAGUGGAUGAAGGUUGAGGUUGCAUUGAGGGAUCUAAUAUUGUCUGAUUAUGCUAAGAAGAACAAUGUGAGUACUUCAGCUCUAACACAGUCAGAGAUACGUGAUAUUAUCCUUGGAGCUGAAAUCACUCCACCAUCCCAGCAGCGGCAACAGAUUGCAGAGAUAGAAAAAACGGCCAAGGAGGCUAACCAGUUAACUGCAGUCACUACGAGAACCACAAAUGUUCAUGGAGAUGAGCUCAUUGUGACGACAACCAGUCCAUAUGAGCAGGAAAUAAUUAGGACUAAGACUGACUGGCGUGUUAGAGCUGUCUCUGCCACAAAUCUGUACCUCCGUGUGAACCACAUAUAUGUGAAUUCUGAAGAUAUUAAGGAAACUGGGUACACUUACAUUAUGCCUAAGAAUGUGUUGAAGAAGUUCAUCUGCAUUGCAGACUUGCGUACACAAAUUGCAGGAUAUUUGUAUGGCAUAAGCCCUCCUGAUAAUCCUCAAGUAAAGGAAAUUCGCUGUAUUGUCAUGCCACCACAGUUGGGAACUCAUCAGCAAGUGAAUUUGCCAUUAGCUCUCCCUGAGCAUGACUUCCUAAAUGAUUUGGAGCCUUUGGGAUGGAUGCACACCCAGCCAAAUGAAUUACCUCAGCUCUCUCCUCAGGACCUAACUAGCCACGCCCGGAUUCUGGAAAACAACAAGCAAUGGGAUGGAGAGAAAUGUAUUAUCUUAACAUGCAGUUUUACUCCAGGUUCCUGCUCAUUAACUGCAUACAAACUGACGCCAUCCGGUUAUGAGUGGGGGCGAGCGAACAAGGAUACUGGGAGCAAUCCUCAUGGUUAUCUGCCAACACAUUAUGAGAAGGUUCAGAUGCUUUUGAGUGAUCGCUUCUUUGGUUUCUACAUGAUCCCAGAUAGUGGCCCAUGGAAUUACAACUUUAUGGGAGUGAAGCAUACUCCAACCAUGAAAUAUGGAGUGAAGCUGGGAACUCCAAGGGAGUACUAUCAUGAAGACCAUCGGCCAGGACAUUUCAUUGAUUUCAGCAACAUGGAAGAUGACACCGCAGAAGCUGACCGAGAGGAUACAUUUUCAUGA